Salvia splendens (bonfire salvia) is the source of this 1149-nucleotide messenger RNA. RefSeq names its product transcription termination factor MTERF6, chloroplastic/mitochondrial. The transcript has a single exon. The coding region runs from base 1 to 1149 and encodes 382 amino acids. Gene Ontology annotation, molecular function: double-stranded DNA binding. Gene Ontology annotation, biological process: regulation of DNA-templated transcription. Lineage: Eukaryota; Viridiplantae; Streptophyta; Magnoliopsida; Lamiales; Lamiaceae. The record is from RefSeq and is a predicted model, not a curated record.
AUGUCUGCAUUCAUCCGCAAAAAUCUCACCUUUUUCACUUUCAACCACGCUUCACACAAGAAUCUCAAAUUGUGCAUCACCCCUGUUUCCCUCUUUCUCCCCCAAUUCUUCUCCACUCUAAACCCUAACCCUAACAAUGUAGUAUACGACAUUUUGGUGCACAAACACCAUUUCCCUUGCGAAUUCUCCUCCCGAGUCGCCUCCCAAUUGGGCGACCUCAAGAACCCAGAAAGGGUCAAUUCGAUGCUCUCAUUCCUGAAAUCAAUCGGAUUCUCGAAUUCCCAGCUGCAGAAAUUCAUCAAUUGGAGGCCAAUUCUGCUCUCCUACAGCCUCGAACGCAACGUGGAACCCAAAAUCAAGGUCUUCCAAGAAUUGGGCUUUUCCCCCUCCGACAUUUCGAGUAUGAUCUCAGCCUGCCCAGUAAUCCUGGCCUCGAGCUUGAACAACUGCAUCGUCCCUUCAUUGUCAGUCCUCAAAUCAUUGAUGGGAUCCAAUGCUGCCCUUUUGAGGGCCGUGAGGAGAUCCCCGAGGCUGCUCACCACCAAUUUGAAGAAAACCCUUGAGCCGAAUCUCGAAUUUUUGAAGGGGUGUGGUGUGUCUGUUGACAGAGUUCAUGUGGUCUUCAAUGGUGGCCAUGGGAAUGCUUUCAUCCGCAAGCCUGAAGUUUUCAUUGCAGCUGUGGAGAAGACCAGAGAAAUGGGGAUAGCCGUGUCUUCGAAAACAUUCAUUUAUGGGGUUCUGACCAUUGCUUCGAUAAGCAGCAAGGGGUUGGAGAGAAAGAUGGAAGCUUUCCGGGAGCUGGGGUUUUCGGAUAGCGACAUAUUGUGUAUGUUUCGGAGGGAGCCUCUGGUGCUGGCUGUGUCCACUGAUAAGAUGAGGAAGGUGGCUGGGCUUCUGGUUGGUACUGGGAAGUAUGGUGCCUCGAGCAUCGUUGGACACCCGUUGGCGCUCCAUUACAGCAUCGGGAAGAGGUAUGAGCCGCGGCUUAGGGUUUUGGGUGUUCUUGUGGGGAAAGGCUUGAUUGAGGAUUGGCCUAGUCUUAGAACACUUUGCAAGUUCACAGAUGAUCAAUUUUUCAAGAGAUUUGUUAGCCCUUAUGUGGAUCAUCUUAGUGAUGUUUGCAUCCCUAAAGUUGAGAUGAAAGCUUGA